CCUUUCUUUUCCGACAGCUCUGUGCGGUGCCAAUUGCGUGGGUGCGUUGCCGUGACGUUAUUCUGCCGCCACCUGUCACCGCCACUUUCGCACUGCUUUACGUUAAUCUCGCAUCGAGGAAACACUGGGUGACCGAAGUGACGAUCCAGAAAGACACUAUCAGAAGACCUGCUAGAGCUGCUUUCACAAAGACGGAUCUGUGUGGAUGUUGUGACUGUGUUAUGUGAAGUGGCGCGUCGCGCUCCCCAGGCACUGAAGCUGCGUGCUUCCGCCGCCGUUCGGACUACGUGCAAUCGAGAACCUCAGUUUGCUGUUUGCUCAGUCUGCCUCCUAAAUAACCGCUGAGGGACGCCUCUUCUUCUGACCAAGCUUGCGCGCGCGGUGAUAUUAAUAACCUUUCGAUGUUGGCGUGACACUGAAGGCUGCUCCGUACGUGGUAGUUCUGUUGUGACCACGCGCUGUUCGUGACGUUGCGCCUUGGAAUGAUGUUGCUGCUUGCCCCCUGUGGAUUCCGUUACUUCUAGAGCUGCGGACGGUCAGGGUCAUUAUCUUCAGCGCAACAGCUGACUACCUGACUCGCCGGAGCACGCGAACUGCAAUGUCUGAGGUUCGCCGAGAUUCCCCAUGAGUCACCGCUACCGCUCUCUUGAGUACCAAGCCAGAGGCCCCUCCCACGUCCAGCUAGCCCUAAACCAAUCCCUUGCGGAUGCGUAGACAUCCACCGACUACGGCGAUCCCUGGCCCCGGUAAGAGGAGCGCCGUGUGGUCAUCCUACAGCACCGCCGGCCAUGAUGUGUGGGACUUCUGCGCCAUUGCCGCCAUGAAGCUGCAGAGUUACCGCGCCACAGCCACGCUCGCCUGGGCUCUGGUAGUGCUCCAGUGCACUGCGGCGGCUUCGGCCUGGAGCAUCGAGGACUAUGAGACCCCAUGGGCCAAGCCACCGCGGACACUACGACUGGAUGGGGCCGAGCCAGCGCGCAUUCUCAAGUCGGUGCCGCCGCCGCAGCAGCAGCAGCUGGGCUACGUCGGCUCGCCGGACUACUGGCCGUUCACGGGACACGCGGCGCCGUCCUUUGAUCCCGCAACGCCACGUAACGUCACCACCCAGCUGGGACAGACCGUGUACCUUAGCUGCAUGGUCAACAACCUCGGAGACAAAACCGUAACGUGGAUCAGGCGCAAAGAUCUGCACGUUCUGACCGUGGGUCUGGACACUUACGUCCAGGAUCCGCGCUUCCAGGCCAUUCACCUGGAGCGCUCCAACGACUGGGCGCUGCAGAUUCGCUACGCGCAGCUCAAUGACCAGGGACUCUACGAGUGCCAGGUGAGCUCGGACCCCAAGAUGAGCCUGUUCGUGCGCCUGCGCGUGCUGGUUGCACGAGCCGAGAUCGUGGGAGCCAGCUCGGGCCAGCUGUUCCUCAAAACGGGCUCCACCAUCAACCUGACGUGCGAGAUCAGCCAGAGCCCCGAGCCACCCGUGUUCGUCUUCUGGUACCACAACGAGCGCAUGAUCAACUACGACGAGGCGGCCAAAAGCCACAUCCUAGUGCGCAAGGCCGGCCGGAACGCCGCCGUGUCACGCCUGCUAGUGCACGAUGCGGUGCCCUCGGACUCCGGCAACUACACCUGCGGGCCCUCGAAUGCAGACGCUACGAGCGUCGCCGUAUUCGUGCUCAACGGUGAGAAGCCGGCCGCCAUCCAGCAUGAUGCCACGCCCCCUUCUACAGCUCAGCCCUCCGUGUGCGUGUCUGAUGUGGUGGUGCUGCUUGCGGUAUUGGUGGCCUUGAGGACUGUGCGUGCCCACAGGUGAUGAAAGUGGACGUCGCCUCCUGCACGUCGACACGCCACACAGAUCACCCAACGACAAUACUCCUGCACCUUCACCGCGCGGAAUGAUACUAGCCAACCGUGACUCGACAUGACGCGCGUACCCAUUGUAACACGACACGACCACGAUUUGUUUCACCGCAGAUACGGCAAACGCGCUCGUGAAUGUAACAGUGCAUCGGCAGGCUAUGGGAAAAAACUGUGCACUGUUCUGCGUUCUUCAUGUGUGAUGUGUGCGUGUGUUCGGGCGUGUUCCGCUUUCGGAGUGCGACCGCCAGUCUUCUUUGUGUUUGCUUACAUUGCCUAUGCUGUCUUCGACGGCGUGUACUUGUAAGCGACGGAGGAUGUAGUAUCCCAAAUGCAGUGAACGUAGUGAUGUGCCGGCCGUGAGGUGCAUGGGAUCAAAGUCGGCGGCAGAGAAGACGCUGACUGUGAAAUGUGACGGAGGCUCCCUGACGUUUGCAACUUAUCCAACGUUAUAGAUACCGCAACAAUACACCCUCCCCCCCCUCCGCCGUUCUGAAUCUUCAAGGACGCUCCCAUGCCUUCCUUUGCUGCCUUUUAAGCACUUGUUGGUCAGCGACACGCCGCGUAAACAGUCUGGAAUAGUGGAAACACCAAGAAACCCAAGUGUUUGAAUCGUCACACCUGGCAGAAAGCGACCAUGGCAAUAGCCCGUGGCUACUUUUUUUUGUUCACUGUAUUUUACAAUAUCCUUCCUUACCGUGUUCGAUGACGCAAUGAUGCAUGGCUUCAUUACAAUGCUGUAUACGUGGCACAAUACUCGAAGACAAAAAAGUGACGUACCUAACAGUAGCUAUACAGCGACUCUCAUGACUGAAGCACUGGAAGAAACGAUGCAGUUUAAGCAUUUCCAAACCUAGGACAGGCCUUUCGGUCAAAUCUACAAAGAUACACAGGAGAGUGAAAAUAAAUGUAUAUAAAGGCGUCUGGUGAACUCGGCGUGCGCAAUCCAAUGGUGGAAAUGGAAAGAAGGAAAUAACGUUUAGCAGAACUGCUUGAUCAGCAAGUUCGUAGUAUAUGCACUCUCUAAAAUUAGCAAAACUGCUAGCGUACACAAAUCGGCGAGGCGAACAGGGCGAGCUCUCGAUUCUAAUGUUUAUCGUAUAACAUGCAUCGCAUACAAAAUGUACUAGUAUAUGACUGACGCUAGUCAUGAAUGUGAUAAUCCGACUAAACAUGUUUGUUUCCAAACAUGUUUGUUAAUGUUAUCACGCAAUGUUGAUAUGAUCGGCCGCAUAGCGGAAGGCAAUAGCCUUGCACGUGGUAUGGCUGUAUCUGCUGUAAUUAUGAAAGCAUAGGCAGAGGAAUAUGGGUCACAUAUGGUAUCAUUGACCUCCUUUUGCGCACCCACUUCUUUAAGGUAUGUUUCAUGGAUGAAAGGCAGCAAUACUGUCAUGAUAUUUGCCUGUAGAGAAAAAAAAAAAAAAAACCUGCCAGAAUCACAAAGCGGUAUCACUGGCAAUUACAGGGACUGGUACCGCCGGCAUAUACGAUUUGGCUUUGAUGUCAGGAUGUACAGCGUUCUGAGCGUGUUAUCCUGAGUGAUGCAAUGUUAUUCACAGUAGUUAAACUAAUUAGUUAUUCGCUAUGGGGACUUAUUGGUGCUAACAACCUAUGUCAUGUUUUACGGCUUCGGCCGUUCGAAUAGUUGCGAUUCCCGUUACUGUUCCAAAGGUUCGUAUGCGACCUGCUUUGUUCACUUUAAAGCUCCUGGGGUCGAAUUCACAAAGUUCUUCUUUCGUACGUACUCUCUGCCAUUGGCCAACCGUCUUCGCUAAUAUUAUGUCCAGCAUCAGGAUUGGCUGAAAUUUUCUCUUAUGAACAAUUUUAGCGUAAGAAGGUUUUGUGAAUCCGGGCCCUGAUUACGUGUUUGCAUGGGCACGUCCUAAUGGAAAGAAAGUAAAAAUGCGCCAAAUUUAGUUUUAAUAAGUACGCUACAACAGAGCACCUGGUCAACGUGGAAAUUUAUUGAACCACUUCGAAGUGAUUAUCACGAAAUAUUUGGACCAGAUGGAACUAAAGCACCCAGGAAAGCCGUAAUUUAGAAAUGUGGGGUAAGGAUGAAAAGGGCUGCCUCACGUCUGUAUCAACGUUCCGACUAGCCGCGUGGUUAAUCAAAGACUAGUCCUGUUGCGGAAAACGUGGCCAUCGGUAUUCCGGUAUUUCCUGUGCGAAGAGUGUUCCGUAUACUUUCACAGCUUUUUGGCCAACUAACUUGGAGCCAGUGUCUAAAUUUCUUACAUCUGCCGCAUGCUUGAUCUUCAAAGUAGGACCUAAGAUUGCAUUGAUCGCUUUCGUCAACGUGGUAAAUGGCAUUUUCAGUUUUCGCCAAAUCGAUAAAGUGGUAUAAUCUGAUGUGACGGAAAAAUCUGCGUCCAUGCUGUUUCUGUCAACAUUUAUUUGUAUCACAUGUUUUCCGAAUGCUUUCCCAAUACAGCGAAAUCACCAUCGCACAGAGGAACGAUCGCUGAGGCAUCUGGCUGGCAGUUAUGACACGCUUUGCUUAAACGGACUGGCAACUGUACAGGAUGUGCUGCGAGACGUUGAUGGAGAUGAAACGACCAUCGUUUAUAGCGAUAGGAUCCAGCAUGCUGUUCGCGAUUUAACCAGCAAUUAUAAUUUUAAGUUAGCGAAGAAAGCCUCAAAAACCAGUAAGUGGCGCGGCCUGGCGGUGAAAUCUUCGUACUCCGGAUGUAGUAGACGAGAUGACUGCAUACGUAAGUUGGCUGUUAUUAAGUACAGCAUACUUAUUGCUUAAAAUAGCAGUUCGCAUAUUAUCAGACGCUUGAGUUUUAUUAUAUGCGUAUUAUGAAGUAAGGAAAGUCCACGCUUCCCACAGUCAAUGGCGGCGCACAUGCUCUUUAGGCACGCGAGUUUGCGAGUAUGUAGCCAGAGUUGUGUGGUCUUCCUGUGAGAUACUAAAUUCCAUCGACGAAGUGUGCCGUAAAUGGGUGUCAUCACUACAGUAUUAGCACUCGCGUUGCUACGGCAACACGCUGAACUGCGUACCACGUGUAAAAGCGUCGCAACGUUUUCGAGAACUUAAUUGGGCUUGGCUAAAAAACACUCUUGACUGGUUAAUGAACAAAGCAGUUGGACAGGAAACCAUGAAAACAGGUAGCUGUUAUUGCAGAAAUAAUUUAACACUUCGGAAAUCCUGAAUCGCAGGAGCAUCGGCUUGAUAAACGAAAUAAUACUUUCUCACAGCUACGGCCGCACUUGUCUGCCUCCCACCAACGUCGGCGUAUAAUCGCUAUCGCACUCACCUAUCACUAUAAAGCCUGCUUCCAGUGAAGACUACACCCUCAUACCAGAUCGAGAAAUUCUGCUAAAACAUCUAUGGCAAUUUCCGCGUUACCACGUCAUGAUUAAACACUCUGACCGGUAAGCUUUCCAUUGUACUAAAUAAAUUCGUACCAUGAGCAUUGGUUGUCAGACCCUUUAAGCAUUACCGAAGACGAUCUGCCGUCACUGUAACACCCUAAAUUUGGAGGUGAUCAGAUUUGUAGGUACUUCCAACUUUUCUAAACACCCACGUGGAACGUAGGCUGCACGCUUAACUAAUUUUAAGGGAAGGCACCAGGCGUUUGAACGACAGAGAUUUCAGGAGUGCUGUUUUAUCUCCCAUCUUGGAUAUUUGACUAGAACAGUAGAAGGCUGCAAUCUCUUGCCUCCGCAGAUGCCCGUUUGCCCUCAGAAUUCCGUCCUGCAUUCAAGUGGUCCGCGAAACACUGCCGCAAAAACAUUGCAGCGAGAAUUACAGGGCCCUGAGCACGCCCGAACCGUGCUUCGGCGAAUUACUUGUAAUCAGAAACUGUAGGCCAACGGGGCAUCCAGAGACGGCUACAUGGUCCUCGGUGUACAGUUGUUUGGCUCAUUAACCCACAGACUUGUUUAUCAGUCAUUUGAAUGGUGUGAAAUACCACCACUGCAAUUAAAGAAACUACCGGACAAAACAAGGGAACUGCAACAAGCCUCAGUCAUGUGCCAACGUUUGAAAAAAGAAACAUUGGAGCUGGAAUCAGGGUUCCGGUCUCCCACAAUUUCUUCUAGUUCCUUUAAUCAUUAUUGUCAUUAGUCAACUUGAUUCGACUACAAGAAGAAGGCUCCUAGCACGGGUCACCAGUAUCGCUGUUUGCACCAAUCGAAGCCAUCCAAUGUCCUGCAAUGCAUUCAGUGCCUCCUUCCUUCAUUGUAGUGUUGCCGUCAAAAGUUUUUCUGCUUAACUUCCUCAGUCUCCAUCCCUUCAUUCGUUCAUUACACAGGGGUUACGAGUGCCCCAUAUCACUCCUAAUUUAUUACGGGACUCGUUAGCUCUGAGGUGGGGAUUCAGAAAGUCUACACCUAGCUGCACCAGUUUUCGGAAUGUGAUCGUCACAUUGACGACAGGUUUCUUCCCUGCCUAAGCUUCGAGCCAGGUAUUGAGGCAUUCGUUGUGAAGGCCUGUGUGCUACUUACCCACUCCACUACCUAAUAUUUGCAUUCAAUGCUGUUGCCCAGAUCAUUAAAUUACCAGUUUCCUUUUUUGUCUGUUUCCCAUUCCGGAAACUUACGUGCGCUUGUCUACGUCGCUGGGAUACCGGAAGAAAAACCUAAAGUAAGUUUGUCAAUAUUAGCAAUCACAUAAGCUUACGGCAAGCACAAAUGAACCAGAGACGAUACGAUAAUGAGAGAUAUGUAAACAGAGAAAAAAUUUUAAAAUAUCGAGAGCUUCGCAUGGUGGGUGAUGCUAUGGCAGAAAAUAGCUCGUUUUGAAGAAUGUUGAUUGGUGCAGAAGAGUGAUGACUGGAACUCACGCAAUGUUUUCGUGAAAGACUGCUUCCACACGGCUUGACAUUCGAUGAUAUUAUUAUGAGAACGUGUAGCCAAUGCAGACAUGCAUAAACUUGCCUAAUGAAGGUUUUACACGUUGCUAUGUAUCCCCUAUAUUUCCCUGCAGAGUGAACAAUGUGCUCACGCAAAGUAAGAGUUGAAGCAGCUCUUUGUUUUAGUGUCAUUAGCGAUCGUUACAGCUGAGUACACUCAAUGCAAUUUUACAAGGUGUUACAGGUGUUACAAGGCGCUAGAAGUGCCCAGUACUGGACAAGUUUAUACAGGACUAAGUUGGGGAUCAUAAAAAAAAAGUUCUGACCGCAUUUCAGGGAUUUGCGAUAUGCAUUAUUGCGCAUUUAAACAAUAAUUUUUAUACCCGGCAAGAAUGCGCGUUUACGUCAAAAUGCAUUCUGGUACUUUAUGGGCUUUGCCUUCACUUGUCCGCAGCAUUCUUGUAUUAAUGAAGCAUUAUGGAGAGCCGAAUAAGUAUCGGCUACUCCGAAACUAAAUCACCUACUCCAAAAUUAACAAGCAGUGAAUAUUACGGUCCCGAGCUUCAAACAACCAUGGAUUGCAUGGGAGGCUGCCGUCUUUUGCUGAUAAUGGAUCAUGCAGGCGGAUAGCUGGGAAGUACACCUGCAUAUAGCUGCUACACGUGUAUUCAGCCGCACGUCAGGCAUUUAGCGGUUAAGCUUUCGGUGGUCAAAAGCAAGUGAGCAAGUGAGUGAGAAACUAACUGUGGGAGUAUGUCAGAGAGCGAGAUAGAAGAAACGAAACGAAUGACAUGAAGGUUAACCAAGCAGUCUGCAAAAUAAGCAAACAUCCCGACAUUUCUUGAAAAUAAACGGCUUUUAAAUAAUAUACAUCAUGAGCUAUCAAAAAUAGCAUCUGUUGUAUGGCACUAUACACAGCUUUCUGCUCAGUGUAUCAGGAGUCAUAAAAGGACUCGAAAAUUGUUGAGAGAUAUUAGUUUCUCUUGUAAAAUUGCCACGAGAAUGUCGUCAAAUAGUGUUGGCCAAAUUCGAAAGUUCGAGUCUGGCAAGCGGCAUUCUUUUCUUUUUCAUCUUUUUUUUUUCACUGCAUUGCUGCUCAGUUCACCGAUUGGCUGCGUUGUGCAUACUAGGUCGCGAAUUGCGUCAUUGCGAGUAUUUCCAAUUUUAGAGGUGGCAGUCAUGGCAGUGGAGCAGGUAAAAUCUACUGUAAUUUUUCGCUUUACUGAGAGCAUCGUUACCUGAAGGCCUGUCCUCUUUUUUCCCCCGAAAUAUUCAUAGCAUGCCGUGACGCGUAUAUUGCAUGGAUAAGGACGCGAGGUAUUUUUUUCCUUUGAAUAUGAUUACAUGAUUAGAAAUAGCCAGUUUCCUGUUUAAAAAACUGUGACUGAAGUAUACAGACAUGUUCUUUUUGUGAUUAGUAAUGCCAUCAAAUCAAAUAUUAUUCAAAGCACGAUUCUGACGACUGCUUCAUACGAUUAUGGUGACCUAGGGCCAUUUUUCUAAAUUUCUCACUUCCUGCACAGGUAUCUGUAUUUCCACCUCUCAAUAUAAGGGUGUCUUUUAUACAAGUAAAAUAAAAGAAAGAUUGAGUAAAUUUUCGGUCAACGUUGGCGAUGCAGCUAUUUAUGAGAGUUACCAUUAAACGGUUCUGGUUCGAGCCACUCGGGGAAAGUGCAGAAUACAGCGUCUGUUGAAGAGAGGCUUUGCUUAUAGAUUGCAACAGUUGUGAAAAAAUACCAGCAACCAGAUUUCAAUGAUCGCGUUGAAAAUCCCGGCAUCUUUCUUUUCUUUUUUUGCGAUAUUGAGAGAAGUGUAGUUGGUUCGACAUCUUUCUCAAACUUCGGUCCGGCGUCUGGUACCCAUCAGUAUAUUAUCACAAUAGAGUACAGUGAAGAAGUUUGACAGCACAGUUCAAUGGGCGAAAUAAGAGCAAGCUUUUAUCGAAUUGUGAUGUGUUCUUCUCACUGGCACCAUUCGUUUUGCGCUGAUAGACUUUUAUGUCGUGACUGAUUUUUGGCAAGUAAUGUUGGUGAUUGUCUUCAUUUUAUGCAGCAGGAUACCGGUUACAGAAGAAGUAUUAAUUUCGCCAUGACAAAGCGGUAACGUUAUAUGCCUUCUGUGCAAGUUAGACAGAACGGUGGGUCAAGAUGUCGCACACUUUGCAUUCAAAGUGUCGCGUUUCUUGAUGUUGGGUCUACAAAAGAAAAAAAAUACAUCUAUUGGGAAACUUCUUUCCUUUCCCAAUGCGCGAAGUCGAUAUCAGGCUCGAAACAAAAACAAUAAAAAAGAGAAUGCUAGAAAAUCACACUGCGCAACCUGAGAACGAAAAAGAAACAUCUUGUUACCAAGUUAAGAGUGAGCACUGAAGCUUAACUCAAGCCCUCUGUAUAAAAUGCUUCACGAAAUGCUGAUGACAUGAAAGCGUAAUUUAAUUACCUAGGUUCUUGAAACGAUUUUAAAAUCCCACGUUUGGCUACAUUAUAAUAUAAAAUUGGAAGUUUAGGAAAUUGUCAUGAAUGCUCAAUAAUUUCGAGCCGAUAGAUAUCAUUGGCACUGGCACGUCAGAAAUGAAAGCGAGUGAUCCCAUCACACCUUCCAACACCUUAGAUCAUUCGCCAGCCACCGUUCCUCGGAAUCAAUCGCAUGUCCAUUCCGUGCGUCUAAGAUCCACUACUAUAUCAACCACGGAAGUUCUUUCGGUGUUGUCAUAGCGACGGAUUGCCAUAUUUUUGGACGUGAUCGCCAUUCUUUUUGCCUCAAGGAAACUUGCGAAGCCCUAGUAGACGGAAUGGUGACAUUAAAACUGACGUGUUUUAAGAAUGUGUCACUGUUUCCGGGCUAUAUACUUCGGCUUUGUCAUGCCUCGGUUCAUUGAGGGCGCAGUUGAUGGAAUAUUACUGUGGCGCUUGCGAGCUUUUCAAUCAAUCUUUGAAGUGAGAAUGGUGAGUAUAUAAAGCGAAAUGUUUCACUGUGUUAGGCACGUCAUCAGCGCAUGGCCUUGAAGCGUACGAAGUUGUUACAAUCAUUUCUAGUCGAUUCAUUCAUCUAUCGUGUGCAUGUUCUGAGAGUGUAAAAAUACCGCAUUGUUUGCGACUAUAUCAUUUCGCAUGGGUGAUAUAUGGAGACAGUGUUACAUUAUACUUCAUGUUGACGGUUCCUAGGUUGUUUGUAAAUAAUUGCUCAGAAUCUAUAAUAAAAAUACAUAAAGAGUG
Molecule: messenger RNA, 9868 nt
Organism: Dermacentor silvarum
Lineage: Eukaryota; Metazoa; Arthropoda; Arachnida; Ixodida; Ixodidae
Product: inactive tyrosine-protein kinase 7-like
Exons: 7
Coding region: 707-1810 (367 amino acids)
Biological process (GO): synapse organization
Cellular component (GO): neuron projection membrane
Source: RefSeq, a predicted model, not a curated record